Molecule: messenger RNA, 1750 nt
Organism: Chrysoperla carnea
Lineage: Eukaryota; Metazoa; Arthropoda; Insecta; Neuroptera; Chrysopidae
Gene: Fas3
Product: fasciclin-3
Exons: 10
Coding region: 130-1710 (526 amino acids)
Biological process (GO): cell-cell adhesion
Cellular component (GO): cell-cell junction
Molecular function (GO): cell adhesion molecule binding
Source: RefSeq, a predicted model, not a curated record
ACUUAAAUAGUAUUAUAUAUAUAGGUAUAUAUAAUAUAAUUUUGUACUUAGAAAGCUAUAACUAAGGUGUGUUUUUAUUAUUAACUGCGUUAGUGCAAGUGAGAGAAAUAUAUAACUAAUUUGGUCAACAUGUGGAAGAAAAAAGGAGACAUGCAAAGUGUUGUGUUGGCGGUUAUUAUUACUUUUCUAGCAUCAUUUCGAGAUGUACAACCAGCAUAUGUAGAAGUUGAACCAAGUUCGGUGAUUGCAUUACCAGGACAAACAGUUGAAAUACUUUGUAAAGUUCCAUUACCACUACAGUAUUGUAGAAUAGUUGCACCUGGAUUUGAACCAGUUAAUUUACAUCCGAAAGCAACUGAAACUAAUAACAAUGGCCUUAAAUACUUUGGAGCAGGCCUUGCUGCAGGUCAUUGUGGAGCUACAAUUACCCGAAUAACAGACAAAAAUAAUGGAAUCAUUAAUUGUACGAUGGGUACACCAAAUGAAGUCAAAGAAUCAGCAGGGCAUAUCAAUUUAUUAGUUGCAAAACCCCCAAAAGCUCCAGAAUUAGAUGUAAAUCGUGGUUCAGAGGCUCAACAAAUUUAUAGAGCUGGAGAUGUUUUACAAGCAGCUUGUUAUAUUCGAGAUGGUAGACCAGCCGCAAACAUAUCUUGGUAUUUAGACAACGAUUUACUAGUCGAAGGAUUAAAUGAACCAAUUAUAAUUAAUGGACUUGAUGAUUUACAAACUGUUCAACAAAAUUUAACAAGACGCUUAUCGCCUCAAGAUGACAGUAAACAGUUACGUUGUGUAGCUAAUCAUAUUGCAUUAAAUGGAGCUGGUCCAGAAGCCGGACCAAAUGCUGGACGCACAUAUCAAUCAUCAAUCCAACUUAACGUUAAAUAUGCUCCACAACCACCAUCAGAAAAUCCAAUUGACUUAUUUGACUACGAACUUGGUAAACCAGGAGUUGUUAGCGUAGAAUUUACAGGAAAUCCAAGACCUUCAACGCAUUGGACAAUUGAUGGUGUGCAAGUAAAAGAAGGAACUGCAGAUCCCACGGGACGAUUUGAAGCUGCCAGUCCUGAAGAUUUGGGUCGAGGAACAUAUAAAGCCAAUUUAUUUAUAAAUAAUAUUAAAAAAGAAGAUACAGAAACUCAAUUCAGAUUAACCGCAUACAAUGAUCAAGGUUCAACUGACUAUUUUAUUGUACUUUCUACGAAUGCUGAACCCCAAGGAUUGGAAUUAGGUGUUGGUCCCAUUAUUGGAAUCGUUGUCAGCAUUUUAUUAGUUCUGUUAAUAAUAUUCCUGGUAAUAUACGCAAGAGCAUCUGGACGAUGGUGUUUUGGAGGUGCUGCAUCAAAUAAUCAACAUUACGAAAGUAGUGAUACAGAAAGUGCUAAUGUUGAGGCUCACAAGAAAAAACGGUUCGAUAAUUUAAAAUCUAUAUUCAAGAAGAAAAAUGAAACACCCGCGGAAGAAGAAAAUGAAGAUGUAGAAAUCGGUGAUGCAGACACUUUACAAGAAGAGGAUGUUGAAAUUACAACUCCAACACAAGUAACUGGAGAGAAGAAAGAUGGAAUUGUUUACGCAGAAUUAGACUUAGUGAAAACAAAUGCUGUAAAACCAAUUGUAAAAAAAGAAGAUGAAAAAACUGAAUAUGCAGAAAUUAUAUACACAAAAAAUGAAACAUCACCAACAAGCAAGCCAAAUGAAACUGAAACACAUUAAUUUUAAUAAAUUUUAUUGAUCCAGAGAAAUUAGACAUUGU